AUGCAUGUCGUUCUCGACCAAUGGCCCUUCUUUUCGUUCAUUCAUUCGCUGCUCGAAGCGAUCCGCCCAUUGUUGCCGGCGGAAAAAUGCCCCAGAUGGAUUGUUGACUGGCGAAACAGGCUUGCGGCAGACAGAGGUGCUUUCCCCUAG
Molecule: messenger RNA, 150 nt
Organism: Penicillium arizonense
Lineage: Eukaryota; Fungi; Ascomycota; Eurotiomycetes; Eurotiales; Aspergillaceae
Exons: 2
Coding region: 1-150 (49 amino acids)
Source: RefSeq, a predicted model, not a curated record